Messenger RNA from Cantharellus anzutake, 1351 nucleotides. RefSeq lists its product as uncharacterized. The coding region runs from base 275 to 1204 and encodes 309 amino acids. The record is from RefSeq and is a predicted model, not a curated record. Lineage: Eukaryota; Fungi; Basidiomycota; Agaricomycetes; Cantharellales; Hydnaceae. The transcript is spliced from 4 exons.
GUGCUGUGAAUGAAUCGGUCAUGAAAGGGCUGUGAGGAUUGCGCGGACGGUCCGGAAGAUCUGCCCAUACAAACAACUUCAAGGGAAUAAGCACAGUCAAUACCAAGCCUGCAGGUUUUGAAAACUCGGCCCUCCUCUUCCAUGGCAUUACCCCCUAUAGAGGGAUGUGCAGAGUGGGGAGGGGAAAGUUAGGGCCAGCGUCGACAUUUGAGACCUGAUUUUUUCUCAGCCGCGAACAACUCCCGUCUCCGAAUUGACGCCAGCUUCCCUUCUAAUGAGCGACGAUCUUGGAGCCUCGAAAAACAGCGCCUAUGCUCCAGCCACGACAGUCUAUCAUUUCCAGAAUUUGUCCACGGCCUUCAACGACUCAUCGAGCUUCCCUCAGCCGUACCAUUACCCACCUGACAUCAUACUCGUUACAAGACCUACAUAUACCGCGUUUUUCACCCACUACCACCGUCUCGUCACGGAGUCGAAUAAUCAAUUUGGAAGGUUACUGGAGAGCUGCAAGCCUCCAAAUGACCCUGGCUUGCCUAGACGACGUCCCAUUAUUUACGUGGACGAAAACGAGCAUCACUUCAACUGUUUUUUGAUUGCCCUCUAUAAUUGGUCGUCUCAACUAUACAAACCGGACACAGGAGUGUUUUCUCACGUAUUCAACCUGGUGAUAAAGUAUGGGUUUAAGGUUCGAAGUGUAUUCUCACCGUCGUCGGGAGGCUUCCAGGACUUGGUUCGCACAGCCGAAACUGAAGCGUUAAGGAUGUACACCCUUGCAGCGCAUUGGGACUUCGAAGAACUCGCCGUUUCGGCUUCCCGUUAUGUACUCCGGGUCGCGGAUACCAUCCAAAAUAUAACGGACGACCACGCAGAAACCAUCGGUCCUCGAUAUCUCCUUCGUCUUAUUCAGCUCCACGAAACUCGUAAAGCCAGGCUCAAAGAAUUGCUCUUGAUCCCGCCUACUUUGCACGUGGAUGACACGCCAGCUUGCGCACGACCUCAGAGACUGUCGGUCCUGCGAGCCUACGGCUUAGCGGCAGGAUAUGUCGUUUGGGAGAAAGCAGCCGGUGUGACUGUGCAGGAGAUAAAAAGCAUUCUGUUUGGGAAUAUUGGAACGAGCAUUAGUUGCCCAGUGUGCUCCGACGCCGUUCAGAGGAACAUCGACCACGUCCUAGACUUGUGGUCUCAAAUGAAAGAUACUAUUUAGGGCACCCCUUGACCGCUUCGAUGACUUGAAACAAGGUCCUCCCAAGUAUUUAUUUCAGUGCUCCAGUGCCUCUUCAUGCCCAUGUGGGUCUUAGAAGAGCAACGUUCGUGGUUGUGUGUUACGGAGGCUUUACUCACGAUGGAUUUG